UCAGUCUCCCUUAACCUUCCACUUUAGGCAAUCUGUGGCUCUUCACAUGAUCCUCUGAUAUACACGGCGGCGUCUACCAAUCGGAGACAGCCAUCCCGAUAACGUCUCCUUCGACCUUACAUACUUGGUAAUGCAAUCCAGAUAGCUGUUCAUCAGCAAGGCAUUCUGAAAACUCAGUUCUUCUUAUAAGAUGAUAAUCAUAAAUAAUCCUGUUCCUCCCUCUUACCACGAACCACCCAACAUAACAUCAAGCGCAAAAUGAGACUCCCCGUGAAAGCUAACGUCCCUUCUGUCCUGUACUCCAAGCUCAGCAAGCCCCCUCUCCAAGUCGUCCGCAGUCAUGGGAAUUAUCUCCAAACCCAAGAUGGUCGACAGAUCUUCGACGCAACAGGUGGUGCUGCCGUAGCUGCUCUUGGACAUAACCAUCCGCGGGUCAAAGAAGCUAUCAUGUCACAGUUGGAUGAUGUGAGCUAUGUCUAUUCGCCUUUCUUUACUACUCCUCCCGCGGAAAGGAUUUCUUCUUUUUUGACCGAGUCCACGGGUGGUGAAAUGCCGAGAGUUUUCAUUGUCAGCUCGGGCACCGAAGCUAUCGAAGCGUCAUUAAAAAUGGCCCGUCAGUACUUCACAGAACUGCCAGAACCGCAGUGGAACCGGACCAGGUUCAUCGCCCGCAGACAAUCAUAUCAUGGAAAUACUCUGGGCUCUCUAUCUGCUGGAUACCAUAAGAGCCGUAGGGCGAUAUACGAGUCCAUCCUGUGUCAGAAUGUCUCCCACGUAUCUCCGUGCUAUCCAUAUCGGGAUCAGAAACCGGGCGAGUCCGAUGAAACAUAUGUCAAACGACUGGCAGAUGAGCUUGAGCAAGAAUUCCAAGCCGUCGGUCCGGAUACUGUGUGUGCGUUUAUCGCUGAAACUGUUUCUGGAACUACUAUUGGAUGUGUCCCGCCAGUCCCAGGUUACCUCAAAGCGAUGAAAGAAGUUUGCGAUCGACAUGGUGCACUGUUAAUUCUCGACGAGGUUAUGUCAGGCAUGGGUCGUACAGGAACACUACAUGCCUGGGAGCAAGAAGGUGUUGUCCCUGAUCUCCAAACCAUAGCCAAAGGUCUUGGGGCGGGAUAUGCGCCGAUUGGGGCCCUUCUGCUGGGUAGAAAAGUGGUUGAUGUUUUAACCGAUGGUACAGGGAGUUUCGUGCACAGCCAGACAUAUCAAGGUCAUCCUGUCGCCUGUGCAGCGGCCGAUGCGGUUCAAAAGGUCAUCGUAGAGGAUGAUUUACUGCAAAAUGUUGUCGAAAAAGGAAAAGCCCUGGGAGAGUUGUUGCAGAGCCGUCUGGGUGAUCACAAGAACGUGGGAGACAUUCGUGGUCGAGGAUUGUUCUGGGCAUUGGAAUUUGUUAUGGACAAAUCAACCAAAGCGCCAUUCCCAGUCAGUGAACAGAUUGCCGCAAAGGUUCAUCAAGCUGGAUUGCAAUCGGAACAUGGCAUCUCCUUGAUACCUGGGAAUGGAGUUGCGGAUGGCAAGGAUGGGGAUGUCAUCCUUCUUGCACCAGCAUAUAACAUCACCCAAGAAGAGAUUGAGCUAAUUGUGGAGAGGCUAGAGACGGUCGUCAAUGCUGUCUUCAAGGAAUAUCAGUAGCUCAACCGCUACAUAAUGAAAACCUGAUUUGAACCGCCUAAU
Messenger RNA from Aspergillus wentii DTO 134E9, 1671 nucleotides. RefSeq lists its product as uncharacterized. Gene Ontology annotation, molecular function: transaminase activity; pyridoxal phosphate binding. NCBI's taxonomy places the organism in Eukaryota, Fungi, Ascomycota, Eurotiomycetes, Eurotiales, Aspergillaceae. Gene Ontology annotation, cellular component: cytosol. The coding region runs from base 259 to 1629 and encodes 456 amino acids. The transcript is spliced from 4 exons. The record is from RefSeq and is a predicted model, not a curated record.